AUGGAGCAUCUAGGAAGGUACCAAAUCCGCGGUCAAACGCUGGAAAUUAUCACUGCUAUAGCAGAGGACCUUGGACAAGCCCCCGAAGGCCCUGGGGGUCGUGCAGGAGAUGAUGAUGACGACGAUGAAGACGACGUCGAUGAUGAUGACGGCACUGGUGGACGCGUCAAUGUAGGUGGCGCGGCGCAGCAGCAACGGCAGCAACAAUAUUUUUUCUGCUUUCAGCUCACUGGGUAG
Messenger RNA from Protopolystoma xenopodis, 237 nucleotides. NCBI's taxonomy places the organism in Eukaryota, Metazoa, Platyhelminthes, Monogenea, Polystomatidea, Polystomatidae. The record is from the annotation of a GenBank genome assembly.